UAUUAGACGUGUCCGGUCGUCGCUCUGCUCCUGCUGCAGCGUGUACUCAGUCACAGCUCCGUACAGAGGACAGACACACUUUGUCCUGUCCUCAACACUUUAGUUUGUAUAACUCGCUGUACAGUCAAGAAAGAAGAAGCAGAAGAGGAGUUCACAUUCACACUUUUAUCUGAACUUUGGGAGGCAAACUUGCUCCAAACAACCGGCAGAGCUCCGCGCGGAGGAAUGCACGUUAACAGCGACACCUGCGUCCGAAAAUACGCCAAAAACACAUAACGCCUGUGUGUCAGGAUGGACGGCUUAAAUGUUACCGGUCUGUCGGCAAACCGCAGGCCGUCUGUUGGAGGAGUUUCACCGGAUGAAAAUGUCAGGAAAGCUCCGCACCAGGUGUCCCAGGUGAAAAAGCAAGCCGUGAAGAGACACCACCACAAACACAACCUGAAGCACAGGUACGAGUUUCUGGAGACGCUCGGGAAGGGGACCUACGGCAAAGUGAAGAAAGCCAAGGAAAGAUCCGGUAGAUUGGUUGCCAUAAAGUCGAUCAGAAAGGAGAAGAUCAAGGAUGAGCAAGACCUGGUUCAUAUUCGCAGAGAAAUUGAGAUCAUGUCCACUCUCUGCCACCCGCACAUCAUCACCAUAUACGAAGUGUUUGAAAACAAAGACAAAAUUGUGAUUGUGAUGGAGUAUGCCAGCCGAGGGGACCUGUACGACUACAUCUGUGACAAGAGGAACAUCUCUGAACGGGAGGCCAGGCACUUCUUCAGACAAAUUGUAUCCGCUGUGCACUACUGCCACCAGAAUGGGAUAGUACACCGGGACCUGAAACUGGAGAAUAUUCUUCUAGACGGCAACGGCAAUGUGAAGAUUGCAGACUUCGGCCUGUCGAACCUCUACCACUGUGAUGAGUACCUACAAACCUUUUGCGGCAGCCCACUGUACGCUUCCCCAGAGAUCGUCAAUGGACGACCAUACCGUGGGCCAGAGGUGGACACUUGGUCUCUUGGUGUGCUGUUAUAUACUAUGGUUCAUGGCACCAUGCCAUUUGAUGGGCACAACCACAAGGCACUGGUCCAACAGAUAAGCACUGGAAACUACCGUAAACCCAACAAUCCCUCCGAUGCAUGUGGGCUUAUCCGUUGGAUGUUGAUGGUAAAUCCUGAACGCAGAGCCACAAUAGAGGAGAUUGCAGGGCACUGGUGGCUCAACUGGGGCUACCAGCAGCCAUUACUGGCCGAGACAAAGAGCAGCCCAGUAGAGCAGGCUGCUUCACCAGUCUCCCCAUCAACAUCACAUACCGCUGGCCUGGCUAGUGUUGCUAGCUGGCUGCGCCGCACAUCCAGGCCUUUACUGGAGAACGGCUCCAAGAUGCGCUGCUUGCUCCGCUCGCAGGGUGGUGGAGGGGAUGUAGUGCGGCAGCGGUCUCUGCGAAGGUCGCGCAAGGAGAACAACGUCUCCCAGACCGUUCACGAGGCGAGCACAGACAGUCGACCCUCUAAGGGUAUUUUAAAGAGACGCAACAGUGUGAAGCAAAAGGCAACAAGUGAAGCCUCUGCUGCAGGUUCAGUGGAGCCACACAACAUUUUGGGCUUGUCUGCAGCAGCCAGUGCUCCUUCAGCUGCUCUGCAGCCUCGCAAAGGUAUUCUAAAGAAGCCCUCGGAACAGGAGUCAGGGUACUACUCUUCGUCUCCCGAGAACAGCGACUGUGGCUGGACACCACAAACGAAAGAGUGCCCUUCAGCACCAACCCAUAGGAAGGGCAUCUUGAAGCGCAAUGGAAAGUUCUCCUCUGGUGGGCUGCAGGAGUUUGGCUCUCUGGACCAGUUGGCAGCCUCUUUACCCCGCGGGGGCAUCAGGUCCAGACCAAGUGGAGCCAUUAGCGAAGACAGCAUCCUGUCUUCAGAGUCCUUUGACCAGCUGGAUCUACCUGACCGUGUAGGACCUCCAAGACAAAUGGAUAAACCAGCCAAGACCACCAUGAGAGGAUGCGUGUCUGCUGACAACCUGUUGGACAUCCAAGAAGAUGGGAUUCUUGGGGAUGGGUCUCUGAGACCCUGGAACUGCUACAAGUCCGGAGUGGCUGACAGUGCCUUUUCCAUCACAGACUGUGAUAAUGUAACUGAGGCUUACAAACAGGCCAUGGUUAUACGAGGCUCUGCAGCAAGCUGAAGACUGGUUAUUACUUAAGGACGCUAAUUAAAGACUUGUUUUUCAGUCAGAACUUUGAAAUGCCUGUAAACUACUGAAGACAUGAGAGCCAAAUUACCCGCACACUGCGGUGAUGAUCAUUUGGGCUAACUUCAUGAAUUGCACAUCACCAAAAAGGGAGGAGGCUUCUUGUUAAACAUCAGAUUGUAUUUUAGAUGGUGACUGAAAAAUUAUAUUUAAAUGAGUUUAUGAGUAGCUUGUAAUUUGAAUUUUAGGGCCAAAAAUGACCAGAAGGCACAGUAUUUUACAAAAAUUACGAUUAAAAGUGCUGCAGUUGAAAAUGUCCAUUUCAAAGAUUCUCAGGAGGAAGAAGAGAGCUGGUGCUGGUCAACCAGGAGCUCUGAUUUUCAAAAAUAAGAGCUUCCUAUCAAAAGUGUAGUUGAUGCAAAAUGUCAUCCUGAAACCAAAACAUGCCGCUCUUCAAUAUAAAACUUUGGUCGGUGACAAUAAAGGAGGUAACUGACAUUUUACACAGUCACAGUAGAACUAUUGUUCGAAGCCACAAAGUCGGUGUCUUUUUAUUGUCAACAGGACAGUUUGAGAAAGUGUUUAUGACUUUAUGGCUCUUUGGGCUUGAUAAUAGCUGAUCAUCUAUCUUAUGUUCAUCUAGGAUAACAGCAAUAAAUCGCAGGUUAAAUAUUCGGAUGAUUUUACUCUUAGCGUAUACUACUUUCACUCUUCAGGAAGUUGUGGGGGGGGGGGAAUGACAUUUCAUGGAUACCAAAGAGCAAAAUUGAUGAUGUUGAUUGACUUUUUUGUCUGUAACGCACUAGCACAAAAAAACUGCUAAGAGGACGUGUGUUUGUAACAGGGAUCAGCUCUCAAAGAGAGUUUUUUUCUUUUUUUUCUUUCUUGAAAUACCUUUUGGAUAAUGACUUGAAUAAUAAUCAUGACUCAUAUCAAACCAGUAGAACUUGCUUUUGCCUUCAAGAUUACAAUAAUACAAGUGCGCAGGUGGCCUUUCACUCUGUUUAUGCAGGUGACAGUUUCACACAAAGGUGGAGCUCAUCAAGUCCGUCACAGUUUGCUUUGCAGGACACGUGAAGUUAAAAUUUGAAAGUGAACCGAGCUACAGCUACUUAAUGUAUGCUUAUGUGGCAUCGAUAUAAUGUGUAACCUUUCAACUGCAUUUUCAUGAUUGGUCAUGGAGCUCAGGUGUACUGAACUUUGCAUUUUAAUUUAAAAUGUCUAGACACCUGGGGUGGAGCAGUAUUUCGCAAAGCUGGAUUAGAAGUUUAGCCAUUUAACUACUAAAAAUGUUGCAUGUUGUUGACUCAAACAGGAAAACAAAGAUGAUUUAUGCAUGCUGAUAAUCAUUGAUUUUAAAAUUAAGACGUUUCAUAACCUGGCUGACUUCUUAGUCCUGCUUUUAGAAAGACCUCCUGCUGGUGAGAGAAAGGUUUAUCAGCGUUCAUGCCUGUAUGAAAUUUCAUGCUGCAAACUGGAGUUACUUAAUUGGAUUGGCAUGCUUGGCAUUAAAUUAGAACAUCAAGUUGGCGCCUGGAGUAGCACUUUAUCAUUUAACAGACCAUCGAAACUUGAUAACCAUACAAUUUAUUUAUCAGCUGUCAUCUAAGUAUUGAGUUCACGUAACAAAAGUUGCACAAGGCUGUACUCGGAGCUGUGCUGUUGUUCAGAAACUGGAAUGUAAAAACUGUACUUUUGUUUUGUUUUUUUCAGUUAUUUAUGGUUAUGUUUUUGACACACUAUGAGGCUCAUGAGAAGCUUAAAGCUGGUAUGUCUAUUUCAUUUAUGUACAGUAUAAUGGGUGCAUCACUACUGUUUUUACUUGCUCCCUUUGCCCAGAAGUUGCAGUUAUGCAAAUCUUUUUUUCUUUAACCGCAACAAAAAACAAAGUUUGCCAAAGUUACGGGCACAUCAUUUAUAUGACUGA
Molecule: messenger RNA, 4099 nt
Organism: Larimichthys crocea (large yellow croaker)
Lineage: Eukaryota; Metazoa; Chordata; Actinopteri; Sciaenidae
Gene: nuak2
Product: NUAK family, SNF1-like kinase, 2
Exons: 6
Coding region: 292-2166 (624 amino acids)
Biological process (GO): microtubule cytoskeleton organization; intracellular signal transduction; protein phosphorylation
Cellular component (GO): cytoplasm
Molecular function (GO): tau-protein kinase activity; ATP binding
Source: RefSeq, a predicted model, not a curated record